Kuraishia capsulata CBS 1993 is the source of this 10038-nucleotide messenger RNA. RefSeq lists its product as uncharacterized. Lineage: Eukaryota; Fungi; Ascomycota; Pichiomycetes; Pichiales; Pichiaceae. The coding region runs from base 1 to 10038 and encodes 3345 amino acids. The record is from RefSeq and is a predicted model, not a curated record. Gene Ontology annotation, biological process: protein polyubiquitination; proteasome-mediated ubiquitin-dependent protein catabolic process; positive regulation of protein catabolic process. The transcript is spliced from 2 exons. Gene Ontology annotation, molecular function: ubiquitin-protein transferase activity.
AUGCACAUAGGUGAGAAUAGCCCUCAAUCGCUACAGGUAGUUAGUGAGGAAAUCACCAGCUUUGUCGCCUUAAUCUCUAGUGCCACCACAGAUGAUCUAGUAAACAUCUUACGAGAUUUUGUGUUUUGGAAGGAUGUUCAGUUUGACAUAGUCCAUUUUAUCCCGGUGUUGAACAAGUUUGACAAAGUCCUUGAGGACAUAAUCGCCAAGUACAACUUGUCUGAAGUCUAUACCAAACCCACAGCAGUUGAGAGCUUUGACGAGGAAGUUUUGUUGUUGGUGCUAAAAUUCACUCAAUCUCUUCUAGAAAUCACCCUUCAGAGACAUUUCUACAAUUCAUUGGACAGGAUCUAUAAUUUGCUGAACUGUACCUCGCUUUCCGUGAAGCUCUAUGCGCUGCGAAUUUGUCAAACUAUGGCUGAAUUGAGUGGGCCUCCAAUACUGCGGGCUCCUCCUGAUGUGAAGGAGAAGAUUUUAAAGUUGGCAACAAGUUUCCCACCACCUAUCACAGACUAUUCCUCGUCAAAGAGCCCUCAUAAGAAGGGCAGUGGUGCAAGAAAACCAUUGCACUUCAAACUGGUGGACUGGGCAAAUCCUUCCGCGCAAUAUCCUUCCAAGUGGAAAGGCUUGGAUUACGAGUAUUUCAACUCUUCAUUGGUGUUCAAGCGGAAACAUAGACUAUCUGAUCGCGAGGUUUCCACCACUCCAACCAAGAAGUCUAAGUCUAAGUCUGCAUUGAACACUCAAACUAGCGGUGAACACGCUUUGAGUGAGGCUGAGGAUUCGAAAGGUGUGUUUGCAGCUGAAGGAAUGCAACAGCUGUCUGUCUCAGUGGAUUCAGUAAAAACUAUGAGCUUCUCCCAGCUGUACGAAAGGGCGGCGGAAUUACCCCAAGAAUAUUACUUUGGAUAUGAACUAAAUGUUGCCUUUGCCAAGGCAUUCAAUGACAGGACAGCCGAGAACUUGAAGAUAAGGGAACAGCUGUUUUCCAUCAAGUGUCUGGCGGUAGGUGUCGCCUGUCAUAUCUGUUCGGAGAACUCCUUUGCUUCUGGUGUGCUUGAAGACCAGCCAAACGUGUUUGCCGAGUUGGCAAGUCUGGUUGACCCUGACUUGGAAGUCCCACUCUCGGUCAGGAUUGAUGUUAUCCAUACUCUCAUGAUCAUUUCGGCUAGACGUUCCUAUGCCAGUGAUAUGCUAAAGGCUUUCAGCGGAAAUGUCGCUCAUGGCUUACUGUUUCGGUGUCUCAAAAACACCUUAAGAACUGCACGCGAAGGUAAAUCCGCUGAAUCAAAUUCUUUUACACCAUUGUUCUUUUCAAUGAUUGGCUCAUUGAUAUCAGUUAAAGGACCUUUGGCCUUACUUGUCGGUGCUGGUAUACUCAAUGUCCUAAUGGAAUUCUUACAGCUCAAAUCUGAUGACAGGAGAACCAGAGCAGGUGCCGUUGAGCUUAUUUCAAGGGUUUUGCAGUUUGCUCCAACUUCUCUUGACUCUUUCAUCUCAUUGAAUGGUUUCAAGCAUCUCAUCGAAGCCAUUGAUUAUGAAAUCACCUUUGCAUUGGAGAACCCUGACUUUGAUGAUGGUCCUCCCAAAGAAGUAAUAGUCUCUUACAGUGUUUCUAUUCGCCAAAAACAGUUACUGAAGAAACUGCUAAGACUCGUUUACUCGCUCAUCAACUCCGAUGGUGGAGACAGAAUCCGCAACCUGUUUGACUCUCCCUUGCUUCUGUCAUUGAAUACAAUAUUAAACCGCCCCACUGUCUUUGGAAAUGAGGUAUUGGCAUCUACACUUGUCAUAAUAUUGUCAAUCAUGCACAAUGAGCCAACAGCAUAUUCUAUAUUGAGUGAAGCAGGGACUGUCGACACGUUUGUGAAGAACUUCGAUAGUUUCCUGGGUAAGUCUUCUGAUCUUCUGAGCUCUUUGCCUGAGAUCAUUGGUGCUGUGUGUUUGAAUUAUGAGGGAAUGAAGAAGGUUCUUGAGGCCGAUUUGAUCACAAGGUUUUUCAAAGUAUUCGAGAGCCCGGUUCUAUGCAGGGAGCUACUUGUCCGCGAUUAUACGGUAUCUUUGGGCAAUGCCUUCGACGAACUUUCCAGACAUUAUCCUGAUCUGAAAUCCACCAUUCUUGAUAAUGUUAUUGCGCUGGCAGAGAACACACCCUCGCGCGCUGCAGCUUUUAUGGAGCCGGUGAUAUUCUAUCAUUCGGACGAGGGCUCGUUAUACGAGAGUCCUCUUGAGGAGCCCUUCCUCUCAUAUAAAGACGGCAUGAAAUUACCAACAUGUCGGAAUAGUGAAGGCGCUUCUAUUCUCACUGCUGCUCUGUUGUUUUUGGACAGGCUCUUUCAUACUCAUGCCAGGUGGAAGCCAAUCGCGAGGCUGCUGACAUCAGAAGAAUGGGUUGCGUUUUUAACGGUGCCAAACACACCCUAUGACUUUCUCUGGUCUCACGGAAUGUCCUCCUUAAAUGCCAUUCUGAGCUUUGCAAAUACAGAAUUCAGUAACUUUGCUUUGGAGCCGCUGUUGUCUGCUUUGGCAAAGUCAUUGGAACCUUUGGAUGACAUGUUGCGUUAUGAUUCUCGAAAAUCUUUUUUCAGCCAGUUUGGGGCAGCGGAUGAGCUUGAAGGUGGACGCUUCAUCUCUUUGCUUGGCACGGCAAGCAAUGUUCUAUUUUGCUUUGCUGAAGUGUACUCAAUGACGCCCUCGUUGUCAAUGGACCGAAUGGAGCGCCUGUGUGAGUUUUUCAGUUCUGACAAGGGCGUCGAGACUCUGAAACGAGUUUUCAGCCUCUUCAAGAGAGCUGUGGUUGAAGAUCUGCUGUUCAUGGAGCACACACCAGCCAGUGUCAUCAGUAUCACCAGAUCAAAAAGCACGCAAGCAUACCCUCAGCUUACAUGGAACGUGAUACCUGCGAAAGGAAACUCGAACCAUCCCAAAUUCAAGAACACUCGCCAGUUGCAUGGCUACUUUGCUUUGAUCCAAACCAACGUUAUCAAGCUCGUCACAACGCUGUUGAGACCUCUUAUAGAUAAGCGUCAAGAACGUGAUGGUUAUGAAAUAACCAUGGAAGCUCUGAAAGUUGGAUCGGUGAUAGCAGAUGGUUGUUUGGACUUACUGGCCAUUGAUGGUGAUGAUUUCUUUGCUACAUCGUAUAGGCUGCUGAUGAUGAAUUUUAUUUCCUGUGCGACCUAUGUGAAAUCCAGGUCGAAUGCUUCCACCCAUACGGUUUUGAUAGCGCUACUGUUUCAAAAUGGCGGCUUGCAAGAGAUGAUCAAUGUCUGCAAAUGGGUAUUUUCACGGGCUCCUCAUGUCUUGACGGCCAAGGAAACAGAACGUCUCAACAGUCUGGACAGUCUGGAACCAACCUUAGAAUGUGUGACCUCCAAGCUCGUUGUUCAUUCUCUCAAGUUAUUUGCCCGCGUUGUUGAUAGUGAUAGUAUGCCUAGUGUGUUCUGGGCAUACAAGAUGUUUCCGGGUGACGACAAAUCCAGAUUUGCUCACUCCACCGACUUCCAAGACCGUUGCCUUACUCAAGUGUUAUUCUUGGCAUUGUGGAUGAUCGACGAUCUAUCUGACGAAAACGGCUCGGGGAUCUUCGACUGCGUGGACUCUGCCGGUGCUCCUCUGUUGCCGCUGGAGGCUAUAACUGCCUUAACCAGGAUCUACGAGUCGACAUACAUCAGUCGUCCAGAGAAGAAAGACGAAGAAUUUGACGGUAUGCUAUAUCCACUGUCUUGGAAGAAUGCAUGGCCUUCACGUUCGAAAGCAGAGUACCUGGCCAGUCUUGGAGUGACUGGAUUCGAUUUUUCCACCUCUAGUUAUAUGCUUCAGACGAACUCAAACUUACUUCCCAAGGACGGAUGGACAAUGAGAGAAGCGGAUCGCCAUCUUGAUUUCCAAGAAUUGCUGAGACGAACUCAAGAAAAUCCCUAUGUGGAGCAGCCAUUCCAUGCGCUGCCCUCUUCAAAGCCUUAUCAGGAGUUUCUAGAGUUGCGUGAGAAUCUUGAGAUGAAGCAUUUUGACCGUUGGUUGGAAAUCCUGAAGAUUUAUCCAAGUUCUGUUUUCAGGUUUUACCAACUGCUCGGAAACGUGUGUUUUGCUUCGAGCGUUUCGAGACCUGCUGUCUGCAAGUUUUUGGUGAAUCGGGUUAUCAAGGAAGUAUGUAAGGAAUCUGAGCCUUCAGCGCCACUUCUUCAUCUGGUUGGUCUUUUGGUGCGCAAUCCACAUGCUGAAGUUUUGGAUUCGGCGAUCUCAAAGCCAUGGGUUUGUGACGAUUGGUGCUUCAAGCCUAUACUCUCUCUAAUCGAGAAGGUUAAUGUUGAGGAUAUUGCAAAAGCGUGGUUUCCAAAAGCUAUGUUUGUGUAUGAAUGUGUGCUGAGCGAUUCCAUGAUUCCCGUUGUACCGGAAAAGAUGAAGAUUCCAUCGUCAUUACAGGAACAGUUGCAGACCAGUUAUGACUGCCCUCAUAUUUUCAGAUUGUCUGAUCGUGUGAGAAAAUCGGUCUUUGAAGUGUUUUUGAAAGUGGAUGUCCUUCCGUCUUUUGAAAGCGCUCUGGCUCUAGCCAGGGUUCUGGUCUUAUAUUCCAAAGACCAAGAAUGUGCUGAGAGAAUAGUGGGCUCUUUGGUUUUGACUGCACUCGUCUCCUCUGUGUAUAAGCAUGCUUCCUCGGAGAACUGGCAAGCAUUACAAUCUUGUCUGAUAGUCAUUGUUCGGCAAUGCAUGGAGACUAAUGAUAUGGUGAAAUCCAUCAUGUCGCACGAACUGAAAGAGUACUUCUCGACACCAAAUAAGAAGGAAGAUCAUCCUCCUAAGGCUCACUCGCUGAACUCUCUGUUGAAAGAUGCAACUCCGUUGAUUGUUAGGUCCAAUAAAGCCUUUUUGAGCGAGACCGUUGAAAAUCUGGUCCUGGAAAUCAAAGAAGAUCAGACAACUGAUCUGAUGGUCACGUAUGGAAAGUCUGGAGCAAAGACCGACGAAGAACCACACGGUAUUGCCAAGGGAGGUGUUAUGACGUUGUUACUUGAACAGCUCAUGGAUGUAGUUACCCACAACGACAUUUAUUGCUCCACAGAGGAGGACAGACUUUCAUGGGAAACAGAGAAAAAGAAAACGAGAGGUAAAGCCAAAAUGAAGCAGGAUCUGCUCUUCAAAAACAAAGAGUGUUUAUACGUUUGCUUCCUAUUGCAGGCGAUCGUUGAGCUUCUUUUCUCCUAUGAACAAUCCAAGAUGGAGUUUUUGACAUACUCGAAGAAGAGACUGUUUUCUGAGGUGUUGAAACCUCGGUCAACUGCACUUAACUUCUUGGUGUAUCAACUUGUUCCAACCAAUUCCUUUUCUACUGUCGAUGAUGAUUUAGUUUUCGAGAGGAAGCAUUUGGUGUCGACUUUGGCAAAAACAUGUGUUUUGGGCUUGGUUUCUUCGGUUGCAACUUUCAACAAAACCGAUGCAAGUAUUCCUGAUGCCAACAUCACCUUGAUCAGGAAAUUCACAGUUGACAUUCUGAUGAAAGUGAUGAAAGACACUAGCAUGAGUAUUCAUACUGCCAACUCUAGGUAUGGAAAGAUAGACGAUUUGCUUGAGCUGACUUUUGGCUUGAUCAACGACAAAAGGGAGCAUGUUAUCCCCGUUGAGCCAAAGAACUUCUGCAAAUACGAUGCGUAUCAUGUUGCUCGUAUUAUGGUGGAGAAGGGCUUCCCGGGUCUAGUCACAGGCAUUCUGGCAGGUUUAGACUUGAACUAUCCGAACUCCGGGUCUCUUACAAAAGACAUGAUGAAAAUCAUUACUCGAAUCUCAGCGGUGAUAUUGAAGUAUCAAGAUGAUGUUGGUGAUCAAAAAGUGGAAGAGGGCGAGGGUGAAGACAUCGAGGAAGAUGAUAUGGAUGACAGUGAUGAAACUCCAAAUCUUUUGAGAAAUUCGACUCUAGGCAUGUAUGACAUUGAUGAUGUCAGUGAAGACGAAGAAAUAGACUACAGCGAUGGAUCAAGUGUGGUCAAUGUGGUCUAUUCUACAGAUGGAAGCGAUGUUGACUUGGACUCGGGCGAUGACGAGGAAAUGCUGUCUGGGUCUGAGAUUGACAUUAUCGAAGACUCCGAGAAUGACUAUGGGGAUCCAAUUGAGUCUGAUGACGAUGGACAUUUUGGUUCGGAUGAGUCCAGGUAUGAUGAUGAUCCGAGAAACCAGGAAAGGUAUACUAUCGACAUAAUCUCGGAGUAUGACUCUUCAGAUAUGUACAGCAGUUACGACGAAGAGUCAGAUCCGGGUGAACCUGUGGUUCCCGAUCACGAAGGUAAUGAACCAUUCUUCCGGGAGGACGGCACCGAUAGGUCUGAUGAAGACAGUCUCGUGAUUGACAUUCGGGAGUUUGAAGAUGACAAUCUUGACUCGAUGAGGCUUGACGACGAUGACAUUGAAGAGGAAAUUCUGGACGAAGAUGAAGAUGAGGAUGAGGAGGAUGAAGAGGAAGUUGGCUUCCUGGGCCAUGUUGAUAUUGGAAGUGAGGGCUCUGAUGGAAUGGAAGAGAUGUUGGACCUAGAAUCGAACCAUAGACAUCGCUCAGGUUUCCACUCGCAUAGACAUGAGCUUGAUUUGGACUCGCUCAUUGACGAUAGACUACGUUUGGUCAGUCCUUUGGUGUCUUCCAGCCUCUUCAACUCUUCAAGCAUUCGUGGAGAUGGCUUGAACCCAUCUCAGUCUUUCCUGAGAAACCCUCUCGCAAUCCCUAAUGACGGACUAGCCUCUGCCCGUGAUGCACUUCCGCAUUUUGCAAUGCUUGAGCGCAACCGUGGUAGAAUUAGAUCUAUUGAGGUUAGACCUGGUGAGGUGUGGAGUUCUGAUAACCACAUAAUGGGGCUUCUGCGCGCUAUGACGGGACGUCCUUCUCCAGCUCCUCAUCAGAACACAGAAGUGUACAACCUGGCUGUAAAAUCAACUCUGCAGCGCUGGAUAGACGUUGUGGUGAUGUUCAAUUCCGGUUUGGAAAAACGUGUGACUUCAUUCGUUGCUCGGAAUAUCGUGGACGGAAUCUACGAGCCAAGCGUGGAGGCCUACAAACAGAGGAAAGAAGCUGAGGAGAACCAGCUCAAACUUGACGAGGCCAUACUCCAGAGAUCGGGGGAAUCUGAGACUUCAAGCAUUGCAAGUGAAGGCGAAGAGCCCAACUCUGGUGAUAUUGAAAGAGAACCUGAAAGAGAACCUGUCUAUAUUUUGAUUGGUGACCGCGAAGUUGACAUAUCAGGAACCGAUAUUGAUCCCGAGUUUUUCGAAGCAUUACCUGAUGAGAUACGCGAAGAAGUUUUCACACAGCAUAUAAGAGAAAGGAGAGCAGAAGCAUCAGCAGCUGGAAAUGAAAUUCCAGAAAUUGAUCCCUCAUUCCUGUCGGCAUUGCCCGAUAACCUGCGGGAAGAGAUCCUGGCUCAAGAGGCAAUAGCAAACCGCUACUCGGCUUUAGAUAAUACGGGAGAUGAAGAAGAAGACGAAGACGAAGAAGAGGAUGAUGAAGACGGCCUUUCUGGUGAUAAAGCUCGCCAGAAGCCUAAGAGAAUUGUUUUUCCUCUUCUUAUUGACAGGUUCGGUGUAGCCUCGCUUCUGAAACUGGUGUUUGUUCCACAAUCCUAUGCUGAUCGUGAAUACUUCAUGAAGGCGCUUGGUUAUUUGUGCUAUAACAAACAGUCAAAGGCGGAUAUCAUGGGACUGCUCCUUUAUAUAUUGCAAGAGGCUACAGCGGAUUUGCAGUCUUCAAAGAAGGUAUUCCAUACACUUUCUGGGAGAGCCAAGGUGAAUUUUGCGAAAACACCACAUCCUUCACCUUCAAAGAUGGAAACUCCAAAAACGCCGCACAAAGUUGACCUGGAUGAAGGACAGGAAACUUAUCCAGUUGGAUGUACCCCUCUGAUUGUAACUUGUCAAGCCAUUGACACCGUGCAAUAUCUUCUUGAGUAUGGCUCCCCUGGAAGACUGUUCUUCUUGAAUGAGCUUGAGUCCACAUUCAUGUCUAAACGGACCAAGAGCAGACACCUCAAGGCUGUUAGCAGAAAUCCUGCCUCCAAGUAUCCGAUCAAUGUUUUGCUUGGACUAUUGAAUAAUAGUAUUGUCAAGCAGGAGCCAUUGCUUAUUGAUACGUUAUCUCGGACUCUUCAGGUUGCAACUAGACCUCUUCAGAUCACGAAGUCACAAACUAACGACGAAAAGGCUGCUCCCAAGACGAUUCCUAUUAUCCCUGAUCGAAAUCUGCGCAAUGUUACUUCUAUUCUGGUGGCAGACGAAUGCAACAGUAAGGUAUUCCAGCAAACAGUUGGUACUCUUCAAAACCUCUCUUCGCUGGAAAAUGCCAGGAACUUGUUCCCUCAAGAGCUUUCAAGGUGGGCUAAUGUUUUGGCUAAUCACCUUGUCGUUGACCUGAAGAUUCUUGCCAAGAAUAUUUCCAACAUCAGCGAUGGCCAGGAGAUGGAGUCAGCUACAUUGUCCAAGUUCAUGUUGUCGAACUCGGAUCAGGUCAAGUUCUUGAGAGUGUUAACAGCACUUGAUUAUCUGUUUGACAAUAACUCCGAGGUUGAAGAGCUUAAAAGCUGGUACAGAAGUUCAUCUCUGGGACCUCUGUGGGGUGCCCUUAGUGACGUCCUCAAAACAUUAAGAGACAAUGCAUCGCUCUCUCAUAUCGCAACUGUUAUGUCUCCGCUUAUUGAAGCUCUGUUAGUGGUCUGUAAACACAGCAAAGUCAACGAUAUGCCAAUUCGGGACGUUCUGAAGUAUGAGGAGACUCAGAAGGAUUUUGUCAAUGAACCGUUGGAGAGCCUCUUCUUCUCUUUCACUGAUGAGCACAAGAAGAUCUUGAACCAUAUGGUUAGAGCAAAUCCAAAGCUGAUGAGUGGACCCUUCUCCAUGCUUGUCAGGAACUCAAAGGUAUUGGAGUUCGAUAGCAAGAGGGUUUAUUUCGAGAAGAAAUUGCACGAAAAUGCCAAAGAAAGACAACCGUUGCAUGUCAAUGUACGCAGGGAUCAGGUAUUCUUGGACUCGUAUAGGUCUUUGUUCUACCGUCCUAGCAACGAACUGAAGGACUCAAAGUUGGAUAUACAGUUCAGAGGGGAAGCAGGUGUUGAUGCGGGUGGUGUUACACGAGAAUGGUUCCAAGUCCUUUCAAGACAAAUGUUCAAUCCUGAUUACGCUCUGUUCACUCCCGUGGCUUCGGACACGACAACGUUCCAUCCUAACAGGACUUCUUAUGCCAAUCCAGAGCAUUUGUCGUUUUUCAAGUUCAUCGGAAAGAUAAUAGGAAAAGCGUUGUACGACGGUUUCCUUUUGGAUUGUCAUUUUUCUCGUGCGGUCUAUAAGAGAAUACUAGGCCGUCCCUUGACACUGAAAGAUGUCGAGAGUCUGGAUCCCAGCUACUUCAAGUCUCUAAUAUGGAUGCUUGAGAACGACAUCACAGACGUGAUUGAGGAAACCUUCUCUGUCGAAUCAGAUGACUUUGGUGAACACAAAGUGAUUGAUUUGAUUGAAAAUGGCCAUAACAUACCAGUGACAGAGGACAACAAAAAGAUGUACGUGAGUCUCAUUGUUGAGUACAGACUCAACACCUCUGUUGAACAGCAAAUGGACAGCUUCUUGGAGGGAUUUCAUCAAGUCAUUCCCAAGGAGUUGGUCUCGAUAUUCGACGAUCAAGAGCUCGAGCUUCUCAUUUCCGGAUUGCCUGACAUUGAUGUGGAUGAUUGGAGAAAUAAUACGGUUUACCAGAACUACUCACCCUCGUCUCCGCAAAUCCAAUGGUUUUGGAGAGCAGUCAAAUCGUUUGACGUCGAAGAAAGGGCUAAGUUGCUUCAAUUUGCCACAGGAACCUCCAAAGUACCACUUCAUGGAUUCAAAGAGCUUUCGGGUGUUUCUGGUGUCUCCAAGUUUUCUAUUCACAAGGACUACGGCUCCUCAGAUAGGCUUCCUUCCUCCCACACCUGUUUCAACCAGAUUGAUCUGCCUGAAUAUGCUUCCUACGAUGCUCUUCGUGGUUCGCUUCUGCUUGCAAUUACCGAAGGCCAUGAAGGAUUUGGUCUCGCAUAA